AUGUCUACUGCUCUGCUCAAGGGUACCGCCUUCAUCACCGGCGCCGCAUCCGGCAUUGGUCGGGCCACCGCCUUCGCCUUUGCGCGCCAUGGCAUCGAGAACCUCGCGCUGGCCGACGUCGACAUCGGCACUCUGCAGGCAUCCAGCAAGGCCCUGAGCGAGCAGUUUCCCCACGUCCAGGUGCUCGAGCUGCAGCUCGACGUCGCCCAGGCCGCUGCCGUCCACGCUGCCAUCGCCACCGUCGUCGACCGCUUCGGCCGCCUCGACAUUGCCGUCAACAACGCCGGCAUCAGCGGCAGCGGCCGGAAGACCCAUGAGGUCGACGAAGCCGAGUGGCGCCGCGUCAUCAACGUCGACCUGGACGGUGUUUGGCGCUGCCAGAAGGAGGAGCUGGUCGUCAUGUUGAAGCAGGAAGACCUCGGCCCUCGCAUCGGUCGCGGCCGCAUCAUCAACACCUCGUCCAUGUACGGCGUUGUCGGGAUGUUCGACCUGGCCCAGACGGCCUACUCGACGGCCAAGCACGGCGUCAUCGGCCUCACCCGCUCUGACGCAAACGCCUACGGCCCCAUGGGCAUCCGCCUGAACUGCAUCUGUCCAGGAUUCAUUCGCACCCCGUUGCUGGAAAAUGUUCCCGGCGAUUCACCCAUCAUGAAGGAUGUCGAGCGAUCGGCCCUGAGGCGCAUGGGCCAGCCAGAGGAGAUUGCCGAUGCUAUCACCUUCCUGGCCUCGCCCAUGAGCAGCUUUGUGCAGGGCGCCAGCAUGGUCGUCGAUGGCGGCUUUACUACGCAGUGA
This is a messenger RNA of Grosmannia clavigera kw1407, 792 nucleotides long. Its product is annotated as short chain dehydrogenase reductase. The record is from RefSeq and is a predicted model, not a curated record. The transcript is spliced from 4 exons. Bases 1 to 792 code for a protein of 263 amino acids. NCBI's taxonomy places the organism in Eukaryota, Fungi, Ascomycota, Sordariomycetes, Ophiostomatales, Ophiostomataceae.